This is a messenger RNA of Cladophialophora yegresii CBS 114405, 909 nucleotides long. RefSeq lists its product as uncharacterized. Lineage: Eukaryota; Fungi; Ascomycota; Eurotiomycetes; Chaetothyriales; Herpotrichiellaceae. The record is from RefSeq and is a predicted model, not a curated record. The transcript has a single exon. Bases 1 to 909 code for a protein of 302 amino acids. Gene Ontology annotation, molecular function: oxidoreductase activity.
AUGGCAUUCCACUCAAUCUGCCUCAUCGGCGCCUCCGGCAACCUCGGCACCCUGAUCCUCAAACACCUCCUCGCCUCUUCCCAGAACUUCCAGAUCAAAGUCCUCUCGCGGCAAUCCUCGACCGCCACCUUCCCCGACUCUGUGACCGUGGCCCGCGUGGGGGACGACUACCCCGCCGGGGAACUCGAGCAGGCGUUUCGCGGAGUGGACGUCGUGGUGGCUGCCGUCAGCAUGCUCGGCAUGGGCGAGCAAUACAAAUUCAUCGACGCCUGCGUGGCGGCCAAAGUGAAACGGUACUUCCCCACGGAGUUUGGCCUCGACGACCUCCCCGAAUGGCUGCUGCAGCUGCGCGAGAUGUUCAAGAUCAAGCACGACGUGCGCGACUACUGCGUUGCCCGGGAGGCCCAGGGGCUCGAGUGGACGAGUGUUUGCUGCAAUGCGUUUUUCGAGAUGGGCGUCGCGUCGGGGUUCUUUCAGCUGCAUUGGAAGGAGAAGAAGGCCGUGCUGCUGGACGGCGGGAAUGCGAAAUUCGUGGCCACGACGCUGGAUACCGUUGCCGUUGCCGUCGUAAGGGCGAUUGAGAGGCCCGAGGUAUCCCGCAACAAAAUUAUGCUGGUGCAGGACUUUCGGACGAGUCAGCGCGAGAUUCUGGAUGCCGUGCAGCAGCGCGUGCCGGGGUGGGAGGCGGAAAAUGUGGAGAGCGGGUCGUGGUUGGAGGCUGGGAAGGAGGCCGUCCGGAGUGGCGACAAUAGUCAGUUGCCCAAGUUGACGUUUGGGACGUUUGGGCAGGGGAAUCAGUAUGAGGGACGGCCAGAGUAUGCGAAUGACGUGUUGGAGCUGCCGACAAAGUCGUUCUCAGAGGCCAUGGAUAUGUUCUGGAAGGAGUAUAAGGACCUUGUGAAUGCCUAG